Ectocarpus sp. CCAP 1310/34 is the source of this 3651-nucleotide messenger RNA. The record is from the annotation of a GenBank genome assembly. NCBI's taxonomy places the organism in Eukaryota, Phaeophyceae, Ectocarpales, Ectocarpaceae.
CCCUAUCACUACAUUUUCACCUGCGCCCCGUACUUGUUGCCGCGUAGUGCCAGCCAGGGAGAGAGAGAGAGAGAAUAGAUAGAGAAACAAGAGUUCCCUCUCUCCGCAGGUGGUGAUCCCCUCUCCCCCUGUCUACACUGAGCACUUUGGACUCGCUUUUCGUUUCAAGAGGCGUGGAAACUUGGCUGGCUGGUUGGUUCCAUCUGCCACGGUUGUUUUUCGUACACGAGGCAGCGGGGCGGAGAGGGAAGGACAGACACGGAAAUUAAUCCAUCUGCUGCCCACCGCCCGCAAUCACGCACACACCAGCGAACACACGUGCGUGCUGGAAAGAUGAAGGUCGUGGGGGCUGCUGCUGCUGCGGCGGCGGCGAUCGGUUGUUUGGCGGAGUUGGGGAGCGCUCAGAGCUGCUGCUCCCAGGAUUCCGACUGCACGGAGCUGUUGGCGCCUGCUGACAUUGAGUACAACAACCGUUUCAGCAAGACCGUCGAGUGCGACCAGGAAUGCCCCGGAUUGAUCAACUGCAACAUGUUCGGGGUUUGCGAGCAGUGCCGCGGAUGCUUCGAAACGUGCGAGGGUGCAAUGCUGUUCAUGGAAGAAACCUCCUCGCCCGCGGACUAUAUCACGUUCUGUUCCGGCGUCGGCAUCACCGACAUGGCCCAAUGCGAGGACGACGUGUACGGCAUGGGGGCCGGUUCCGGGUCCAUGUCCAGCGGGGGCUCCGCGUACGGAUCCGGCAGCGGGGCCGGGGGGGGGUCCGAAUUGUCGCAGGGGGGCUCCGCAUACGGAUAUGGCAGCGGGGCUGGUGGCGGGUCGAUGUCGAGCACCGCCAGCGGUGCCGGCAGCGGUUCGGGCGGAAUUGCCGGCGACACAGCGUCGGGCAGCGCGCUCGACAGCGCGUCGGAGGGGGUGACCGCCGAGUACGGCAGCGGCAACGGCAGCGGUGCCGGGAGCAUGUCGAGCAGCACGGCUACUGCCAGCGGAAGCGGGGACGCGAGCAGGGUGGCGGAAAUCGAAGGCUGCGACUGCGGCACGGCCGAGCUGGAACCGGCCUUCGCUGCCUACUUCUGCGAGAACGGGAAGUCCAUGUACUGUGACCUCGAGUGCAUGGACGGCUCGGACCCGUAUGACGCCCUGUUCCCCUCGAUGGGCGGCCUUUGGUGCCAGCCGGAAGGCUGGGAGGGGUGCCGCAUGUGCAAGUUCGACUGUACGGACUACGAGGGCGAUGGCUGCGUCCCUUGCCCGUCCGGGUUGAAGGACUGGUGUUAAGAGAGGCACCGUUGAGCUUGAAGCGGCCGCGAUGGCGGCAGCGGCGGCUGACCUUGAGGCAAAACAUGGCUGAUAGCGGUCGUUUUGAGCAAGUACAGUAGUGGCAGCGAGAGCAGAGCGAGGAGGCGGCAUUUGCCGCUGUGUUUGAUUUUGCAAGGAAACUAGCCCUGCACGACCGCAAACUUGCGGUUUGUCGAAGAGUCGGCCCCCUCAUUUUUGGUUUUAUUCGGCUCCAUCUGUUGCUUUGCUUCUGGGUUUGCAAUGCCGGGUUGGGUGCCGUGGAUUCGACUGCUGCUGUGUUUUGAUGCCAUUUCUCACCCAUUUGAAGAAGGCGGUGUGGCAGGGAGGGAGAGCGAGAGUCAUGUGUGGGGUGGCACCGCAAGCUGGUGUAACCGGUGGGCGUGAGCUGUGAGGGCGAGCGACGCACGCCGGCCGUGCUGGAUUAAGAAGACGAGAGAUAGCGAAGUUGUUCUUUUUUAUUUUGUGGCGGGAGCGCGCUCAAUGCUCUUCCGUCGCCCGCCACGAGCUUGCCACGACAGAUGAAUGAGUGUGUUUUCUAAGAAGUCUUGUCGCGCUGCUGCUGUCUCACUGUCUCGUGCUCUCAGGUGUGUUUUGUCCCAGCGAACCGAAGGGUUCGAUUUGGGUGGGGCAUGGAUCGCUGUUGGGACCGUUGCUUUUUUUGCGUGAUGUUGUUGUGUUCGUGUUCCGUGGCAUGUCGAAGCCUUGCGCUCGCUGGUGCCAUGGCGUUCUCUUCGUUCCGCGGGAGGUACAACAUACGUUCAUACAUGGACCAGAUAUAGCCAGGCGGCCAGGUAGGCAGCAGGGAAAUAUCCAAGGGCAGUAUGCGUUGAACGUUGAGAAUCGAUGUCGUUGCUCACAAAGAGCGGCACGGUGCUUGGGCGAUUGAAUGGUCCGCUAGCACGUUUCGAUCGAUUGGGUCGCACCGGCCGACUGUGCUGUAUGCGGCGCCUGCGCUUUCAUCUGAAGGCCUACGUUUUCGCUUUCGACGGUUUGCGGUAUGAAAACCGUGGUGACCUAAAACAAGUUGCGAUUUGUUUCCUGGAUGAGCUUGUUUUUGCGAAACAUGACAAAUUAUUAGUAUUGGGAAGUACAUUAUAAUUUCGGGGUAUUUGUCCGGUGUUCAAACUUUUAUUGUUCACGGGUUGUUUCUUUCUGGGCCGCGGGGGCAGAGGGAGCGCAAUCAAAAACUUCCAUGUUCAAAGGGAGAUGAUCUGGAAUCGUAUCCCAUGUGACCGUUCCGCUGGAGAUCGGUUAGGGGGGAGGUGGGGGGGCGGGGGGGCGGGAACGCUAUACAAUAGGUGCAGCAACUUGAUGGUUUGGAUUUGUACGUUCUGUCGUUCGUUACUUCUCGGAGUACUAAAUUACGCCUGUUCUGAGUAGAUGUUUGCUCUUUUCUGGCUUUGCAGAGAGGCCGUUUGCAUACAAACCACAGGCUUGUUUACUUGUCCGCGCCGUAACCCUUUCGGUGCUACUUUUGACAAAUGUCCUCCGUGAAAGUGACAACUUCUGUAUUACAAGUAGCUUCUAGCGGGAUGUUUUUUGUUUUGUCAAAAGGCUCUCGCGUGUUUGCUACUUACUACUGCGUGUUCGGUUACCAUUAUUUUUUUUCAUGUGUUGUAUCUGUUUUUGGUGCGGGCGAUUGAUGAGCAGCGGGUGGAGUACACGAUGAUUGCGAUGGUGGUGUUGAGUAGUCACCGUUCCCCCGCGUUGUGUUAGUCUUGUUUUGCUGUGUACACCUCCAUCCGUCGUGACGCCGAUGACCGCGUUUCGAUGGUCCACGAGAUUUGAUCACAGCAGCCGGUGGUCGAUUUCACGUUUUGAUUGUCAGCGAGGGUCGUCACGUGCACUUAUAUUGUGCGUUCUUUAUUUGUUUCGGGACGUGACUUUUGGAGCAGAAAUAGUAAGUGCUUGCGCGGGUUCCUUUGCGAUAUGGAGCACAGCCGCGGCGCUCGUGCUUUUUACUGCUACGUCUCGGGUACCGGUUCUUUUCAUUUUGCUGUUGAGAAUCGUCCACGUAUAUUGUGCCAACAAUCGAUUCAUCCAACAAGUUAUGUUUGGUGCCGCUAUUGCAGGAUAUGCACACGCGCGACGUCCCGUUUUGUUUUGGUUCGAUUUUUGAACAAGGAAAACAAGCAUAUCAUGAUUUUGUGGCUUACAAUUGUCCACACUGCCUGCACACAGCAGUACCCGACGUCAUGUGCUUGUACGUAAAGCUUACCUGUAUCAUUCGUGUUCAAUUUUCGUUUGAAUAUUCUUGAGCUUCGACUUCUCGUUCGUGUGUUGUUUUUCCGUACUUCGUGUGACAAUAAGCGGGCGGCAGCUCUGUCUGCUUCCGUGGCAGCUACUUGCCCUAUCCCUGCC